CAUGGCAUCUUCCUCCAACAAUAACAUUGAAUCAUUGCCGAAUGAUUGUGUCUCUGCAAUACUGUCACGUACAUCACCUCAAGAGGCAUGUCGAGUUUCACUAGUCUCCACUACCCUUCGUUCUAUCGCGGACUCUGACUUGGUUUGGAAGAGCUUCUUGCCCUCUGAUUAUGAGGACAUUGUCUCAAGAGCCGUUAAUCCCUUCACCCUUAAAUUCUCCUCAUACAAGCAACUCUUCUAUGCACUUUGUCGUCCCCUUCUCCUCGACGGAGGCAACAAGAGCUUCAAAUUGGACAAGUCUUCGGGUAAAAAAUCUUAUAUCAUAUCCUCAAGGGAACUUUCAGUAGCAUGGAGUAGUGACCCAUUGAUCUGGAGCUGGAGACCAAUUGCUGAAUCAAGAUUUGCAGAGGCAACUGAGCUGAGAACAGUGAGCUGGUUAGAAAUUGAAGGGAGAAUAAGGACGCGGAUUCUAACGCCUAAGACGUCGUAUGCGGCUUAUCUGAUAAUGAAUGUCUCUCAUCGAGCUUAUGGGUUAGAUUCUUCCCCGUCUGAGGUAUCGGUUGCGGUGGGAAACAAAGUGCAUAAAGGGAGGGCAUACGUGGGGCAUAAAGAUGAGAAGAAGCGUAAGAUGGAGACGCUGUUUUAUGGGAACCGAACAGAGAUAUUGAGAAACACAGUGAUCCAAAAUAAAGGGGUUCAAGUUGCAUCCAAAAGAGAUGAUGGGUGGAUGGAGAUUGAGCUUGGGGAGUUCUUCAGUGGAGAGGGUGAUGAAGAGAUCAAGAUGAGUCUAAGGGAAGUGGGUUACCAAUUGAAGGGUGGCCUUGUCCUCGAAGGCAUCGAAGUCAGGCCAAAAACACCUUGCCACGGGGAAAUUGGAAAAUGUUGAACACUUGAUACUCUGUUG
This is a messenger RNA of Abrus precatorius (Indian licorice), 904 nucleotides long. Its product is annotated as F-box protein PP2-B15-like. Bases 2 to 886 code for a protein of 294 amino acids. NCBI's taxonomy places the organism in Eukaryota, Viridiplantae, Streptophyta, Magnoliopsida, Fabales, Fabaceae. The record is from RefSeq and is a predicted model, not a curated record. The transcript is spliced from 3 exons. Gene Ontology annotation, molecular function: protein binding.